AUGCCUGGCUUUGCACUCCAUCAGCCCCCCGGACGUGAGCUCACUGGCGGUGAUCUACUCGCGCAGUCCCUCAAAAGCCUUGGUGUUGAGGUUAUAUUUGGCCUUCAUGGUGGCCACCUAGAUGCCUUUCUAAUGGGAUGCGAAGCUAUCGGUAUCCGGCUAGUUGAUACUAGACAUGAGACGGUGGCUGUUCAAGCAGCGGAAGGUUACUCUCGCGCAAGCACGAAACCAGCAGUUUGUUUUGUGACUGCUAACAGUGGGUUUUCAAACGGACUUCCGGGCUUAGCAACAGCAUAUGGUGACCGGAGCCCAAUUCUGUGUAUCACUUCCUCUCCUCCGAUUCGCGACACCGAGAACAAUUCUCUUCAAGGCUCAAUCGAUCAGGUUGUUGCAGCUCGACCCUUUACCAAAUUUGCUCAUCGCGUAGUUGCAGCCGAAGAAACCCCACGCCUAGUAUCCCAUGCUCUUCGAGUCGCUCAAUCUGGAGCACCAGGUCCUGUUCUUCUUGACUUUCCGAUUGAUAUACUUUUCUCGCCCGUCCACCCGAAAUUGAUUUCUUGGGGUUCAAUCGCCUCGCCUCGCUCUUUUCCUCCGGCUCCGCAUGAAACUGCAGUUGAAGCCGCAGCCGAGCUUUUAGCACAGGCCGAACGACCUGUCAUAAUUACAGGAACCGGUGCAAGGAACCCUCAAGCACGCAAGGAUCUCGUCAAACUUGCAGAAGCUUGCAAUGUCCCAAUUUUCAAUACCUCCAAGUUCGCAAGCUAUAGCCCUCAGUCUAAAAUGCUUGCUAAUGGGACUGCGGGGACACUAGCAAAACUCCCCUUUGUUCAACUCGCACGUCCAGAUCUCAUCGUUUUGCUUGGUACUCGGACUGGAAUGUUCCUUGGAGGUCGCAGCUCUGCUAUCAUUCCCGCGGAUAAUUGCAAACUUAUUCACAUUGACUGCGAUGGAAGUGACAUUGGUCGCACUCUUCCAGUUGACAUUGGUAUCGUGAGUGAUGCUGGGGCUUUCACUUCCGCAUUUGCGAAGAAAAUCGGAGAGACCUUCCACGGCAGUGUGGACAAAUCGUGGGUUCAAGCUAUCCUCGACUUGGCUUCUGCGGAUUCACCUUUUGAGAAAGAGCCCGAAGAAACGAGUUCUGGUCGUCUUCAUCCAUACCACGCCGUGAAAAAUGUCAUCUCAGCCAUCGAGCCGGGCAGCAUAAUUGUCCUGGAUGGUGGCGAGGCAUCAGCUUGGGUCGGUGAUAAUGCAUGGCGAUCCAAACCAAGCCUCGUGAUGACGGCAACAGGAUACCUCGGCUUCCUUGGGAAUGGAUUUGGAUAUUCACUCGGCUUGGCGAUCGCUUGUCCAGAUCGAAAGGUAGUCAACGUGCAGGGCGAUGGAUCUGCUGGUUUCCAUCUCAUGGAGCUUGACACAUACAAGCGUUUCAAUCUCAACAUCAUGACUGUCGUGGUUAACAAUUUCCAAUGGGGAAUGAGUAUCAAUGGACAAGACUUGGUAUAUGGGACGGAACAUCCAGCACGGCCUGUCAGCUCUCUGAGUUCUGGAACUGAAUAUGACGUCGUAGCUACUGGAUUACAAAAUGCGGCUGCGAAAUUAACCCGCAUCGCAGAUAUCCAAAGCACAAUCUCGAGGCUCCAAUCGCAGCCAGGGCCGAGUUGUAUUAAUUUACUUGUGGACCACAAGCCGGUUCAUCCGAUUACGACUGCAAUGGUUGGACUUACGGAUGAUCCGAAUUAUGUGGUCGUCCCAUACUAUGAUAAUAUCCCUCGGGCACACUAUAAUAUAUGA
Penicillium manginii is the source of this 1791-nucleotide messenger RNA. Its product is annotated as thiamine pyrophosphate-binding protein. The record is from RefSeq and is a predicted model, not a curated record. Gene Ontology annotation, cellular component: acetolactate synthase complex; mitochondrion. Gene Ontology annotation, molecular function: magnesium ion binding; thiamine pyrophosphate binding; flavin adenine dinucleotide binding. Lineage: Eukaryota; Fungi; Ascomycota; Eurotiomycetes; Eurotiales; Aspergillaceae. Gene Ontology annotation, biological process: L-valine biosynthetic process. The coding region runs from base 1 to 1791 and encodes 596 amino acids. The transcript has 4 exons.